AAUUAAUAUGCAAAAUUCUUCUCUUAACAAACCUUUAAGUGAUAAACUACAUCCCUGGAAAGAAACUUCUUCCACCGAAUCUCCUCCUUUACAGUCUACUUCACAAGCUAUUAGUACAGAACCUAACACUGAAACCCCUAUUCAUCUUGUGCUAU
Messenger RNA from Racocetra fulgida, 155 nucleotides. The record is from the annotation of a GenBank genome assembly. Lineage: Eukaryota; Fungi; Glomeromycota; Glomeromycetes; Diversisporales; Gigasporaceae.